UUUGUUAUUGGUACAUGUUUUGCUUUGAUAACAUUUUGAUCGUUUGAGUUGGGCUACCCCAUGAAAUAGUCGGAAAAAAUCUAUAGAUUAAUUAUAAAGAAAGGCAUUGAUUAUUAUAGAUAGGAGUUUUUGGACGAAAUGGCCAGUAGCCUUGCAGUAGCGGACCCUAGUGUCGAACAUUCCGGCGACGAGAGUGAAGAUGACGAUGAUGUUGUGGAGCAGAGCCCAUGUGGACGCUGGGAAAAGCGCCGACAAGAGGUUAUGCAGCGCGAUGUCCCAGGAAUUGACCACGCCUAUCUUGCCAUGGAYACAGAAGAAGGCGUUGAAGUUGUCUGGAAUGAAGUUCAGUUUUCUGAAAGAAAGGAUUUCAAAAGUCAAGAGAAUGAAAUUGGUGUUGGUUGGAUGGUACAUGGCAGUGAUGAGGAAACUAUCAAGAAGGUUUUUGAAAAUUUGAUUCAACUUGAUCAUCCAAACAUUGUAAAGUUUCACAUGUUUUGGACUGAUGUCCAAACAGACAAAGCACGCGUGAUCUUUAUUACUGAAUACAUGACGUCAGGUUCWUUAAAGCAAUUCCUCAAGAGAACACGCAAGAGUGACAAGACAUUGAAUGUCAAGGUCUGGAAAAGAUGGUGUAGACAAAUCCUGUCAGCACUAAGUUAUCUUCAUGGRUGUGAUAUUCCUAUUGUACAUGGUAACCUGUCAUGUGACACGAUAUUUAUUCAACAUAAUGGAUUAAUCAAGAUUGGAUCAGUUGCUCCAGAUACCAUCCAUAAUCAUGUAAAGACUUGCCGAGAGGAAAAAAGAAACAUGCACUUCAUUGCGCCUGAAUAUGGAAUUCCUGGUCAUAUUGUAGACUGUGCUGUGGACGUUUAUGCCUUUGGAAUGUGUGCCUUAGAGAUGGCUGCACUAGAGCUUCAUUUUAUUGAGGGACCAGUAUCAAAGAAUGAGAUUGAGAAAGCCAUACAAGGGUUGGAUUCAUCAUUACAAAGGGAUUUCAUUAAGAGAUGUUUAGCUGAAGAUCCUACYAAAAGACCUAACGUACAAGACCUUUUGUUAGACCCUUGUUUGUUUGAGGUUCAUUCUCUCAAGCUUCUUGCUGGACAUUGCAUGGUAGAUCAUGAUGUUUCCAUGCCUGAUAAUGGAGAAAAAGCGGACCCAGAAAAAGUUAUUGCUGUAUAUAAAGCUGCUGAUGGCACUGAAAAAGUCAUAAAAAAUGAGAAAGGACCUGUUCAUAUAGAGUUAGAUAAGUUCCUAGAAGAAGUUAGAAAUGGUCUAUAUCCCUUAACUGGAAUUGAAAAAAAGAAAAAACUUACUCCCAGACAAAGACCAAAGUCACCUGAUCGUGUUCAAACAGUACAAAAAAGUAAACACGACACAGAAUCUUAUGAUGAAGAAAGUAGAAGGUUUACUGGUUUGACUUGUGAGGCUCGACCUCUUGAAUCUGGUGAUGGUAAAAUGCUUUCCCUACUUAUCAAAUUUGAAGAAAGAAUGAAUAGACAACUUUCAUGUGAAGUCAAACAAGGUGAAAAAGGUAGUGAUCUUGCUGAUGAAUUAGUAAAAUUCGGAUUUAUAAAUAAGAAAGACCACGAGGCCAUUGCAAUUGAGAUAACAAAGAAGCUUUAUCCUUCCUGAGAAAAUAUUGCAGCACCGAAUCACAGAGCAAUAAUAUUGUCRCUCAAAAUCGUAGCCAUCGCUUAUUUAUAGUUCGGGCUAGAACUUGAAAUUUCAUAUCAAAACCCAAUUUUUUUGAGCGAACAAAAUCCAAAUGUUCUAAAUAACACACUUGAAUAGCAAGUUGUGUGAUUUUUUAGCCCGCGUAGUCAGGUGUUUCUAGGUGUUUCUGUGGAGUUUAGUUCUCUGACCCAGACUUUCUCGGGACGGCUAGRAAUGUGUGGGUACUCAGGCUAUGGAAGUUUGUCAAGUUACAAGUUAUUUCUAAAUUAUGUGUACAUAKACAUAGUAAAAUUUAUAUAUAUAUUUUGUUA
Molecule: messenger RNA, 1985 nt
Organism: Exaiptasia diaphana
Lineage: Eukaryota; Metazoa; Cnidaria; Anthozoa; Actiniaria; Aiptasiidae
Product: nuclear receptor-binding protein
Exons: 21
Coding region: 139-1632 (497 amino acids)
Biological process (GO): intracellular signal transduction; protein phosphorylation
Cellular component (GO): cytoplasm
Molecular function (GO): protein serine/threonine kinase activity; ATP binding
Source: RefSeq, a predicted model, not a curated record